AAAAAUUAGCAAAAUAAAUAAAUAAAAAAAGGAAAAGAAAGUAGAAAAGGAGAAAGAGAAGAUGGCGUGGCGAUGACUCAGUGGCUUGCAUCUACGCCUCAUCCUCUCUCUCCUUCUUCUCCGGCACAUCGAGCCUCUCCGAUCAGGUUCCAGAGCUUCCCAUAAGAAGAAGAAGAAGAAGAGGAGAUCUAGCAGCUAAUUGAGUAGAGGAGGAGAGAAUGUGUAGGCAUAAUUGUUGCGCGAAAUCGUCACAAGAGGAGGAGGUGGUUUCACCACCUGAUGAGAAUCUCUUGAUCUACUGUAAACCUGUUCGUCUCUACAACAUUCUUCGCAUUCGCUCCCUUUUCAACCCAUCGUUUCUUCCUAGAUGCUUGAGUUACAAUAUUCGUGCAAAGGGCAAAACAAAGUCCGGAUCUGCUGGGAUUGUAGUUUUUAAUUAUAAGGAUUGUAAUAACACAUUGCAGAAAACUGAAGGUGUGUGUGUGUGUGUGUGUUUUAUUAUGUUCUCUCAUGUCUAUUUCUCUCUACUUUUGUUUUUAUUUCCUGAAUUUUUUCACGCAGUGACGGAGAAUUGUUCUUGUCCAUUUUGCUAUAUGACAUGUGUUAGCUUCAAGGGGCUGCAACUUCAUUUGAAUUCGUUCCAUGACUUGUUUGAAUUUGAGUUCAUGCUUUCAGAAGAUGAUUACCAGACAGUUAAUGUCUCUGUAAGACUUGAUGCAUUCGAAUCAGAGGAAGAAGUCAACCAUCAAGAGAAAUAUGAGCUUAUCUCUUUUUGCUCGAAACCUCGUAAGCGUAGACAAAGAGGUGGUAAAAAUAACGCCAGGCGACUAAACGUAACCUUUUUACCCAUGGAUUCACCUAGUUUAGCCAAUGGCACUGAUAAUGGAACCUCCCUACUGAGUAAUGGAAACCAUAGUUUAGGAUAUCCCGUGGCAACACAAUUUGGGAUGAACAAUUCUUCACCAGCCAUAGCUCAAUGUUCGCUGGACUCGAAUGCCAAAGCUGUGUUAGCAAGCGAAGCUGUGGUCUCGGCUGCUAAGUCAAGAAAGUUAUCUGCUGAGCGAUCAGAGGCUAGAAGCAACCUACUUCUUCAGAAACGCCAGUUCUAUCACUCUCACAGAGUUCAGCCAAUGUCACUUGAGCAAGUAAUGUCUGAUCGAGAUAGCGAAGAUGAAGUGGAUGAUGACGUUGCAGAUCUGGAAGAUCGCCAGCUGCAGAUGCUUGAUGAUUUCGUGGAUGUGAAUAAGAACGAAAAGAGAUUCAUGCAUCUUUGGAACUCUUUUGUAAGAAAACAAAGGGUUGUGGCGGAUGGUCAUAUACCAUGGGCAUGUGAAGCUUUUUCCAAGUUUCACAAGGAAGAGUUGCUUCAUUCCUCACCACUCUUCUGGUGCUGGAGAUUAUUUAUGAUAAAACUAUGGAACAUUGGACUUGUAGACUCGGCCACCAUCAACAACUGCAAUAUCAUCCUCGAGAAUUGUGAUAGUAACUCAGACAACAAGAACAAGAACAUGAGUGCGGACGUUGGCAUCGACAUUAACAGUAACGCCAUGGAUGUUGACGACGAUGUCAAUAACAGCAAAGCCAAGUGAUAGGAAGAUUUUCCUGACUUAAAAGAACCCGGCUGCAACCUUCAUCUGUUUUAUUAGUCUGCAAACUGAUUUCAUUUUUUUUUGUCAUCAACUGACUCCAAUCUAUUAAAUUUAAGUUUAGUAGGAAGAAUGAUAAUUCGGAUAGGUAAAUUUUUUUUUUUUUUGCCAGUUGAGCAUGCUCAUCGCAAACUACAGUUAAAAAAUAGAUUCUGCUAAAUUUUAUCAGUAAUAAUUUAAGACUAAAAUAUGGGAGAUUUUCCCAGAUAAAUAAGAGAUAUAACUAAUUGUUUCUUUUUA
Messenger RNA from Brassica napus (rape), 1886 nucleotides. RefSeq names its product polycomb group protein VERNALIZATION 2-like. The record is from RefSeq and is a predicted model, not a curated record. Gene Ontology annotation, molecular function: chromatin DNA binding. Bases 219 to 1589 code for a protein of 456 amino acids. The transcript is spliced from 14 exons. NCBI's taxonomy places the organism in Eukaryota, Viridiplantae, Streptophyta, Magnoliopsida, Brassicales, Brassicaceae. Gene Ontology annotation, cellular component: nucleus.